AAGAGGUGGGGCAACACUCUGUGGCCAUCCAUGCAAGCAGUUUGAGGAAAAUGUGGCUGGCCCUUCUUAUGUAUCAACUUGCCGCAGUCCUUCAUGCCCAAGGUCAAAAUGCCUGCAUCAAACACUCCACAUUCAGAAGUCCAGCUAACUCAGACAUUGAGGUCCUCUGUGGCUCUCAGACAGUGGACCUCCAGAUCCUCCUGUGUCCCAUCUAUUUCAAUGGAUAUAACGAGUCACUGCUGGCCCUCAACUCAGAGCACUCCAAACACCAGUGUAAAGGGACUUCUGACUGGACGGCAGAUCCGCCUGUUGUCAAAUUCAACUUCUCCAUCACAGAGGAGGCGAUCACUGCCUGCUCCAGCAAGCUGAUGGUCACUCAGGAGGUGGGAACCGGACUGUUUGCAGACUUCUCCAACGUCCAGUACAUCAGCAUCUCAGGCAUGAUCUGCUCCGAGGACCCUGGUACAGGAGCCAUCACCUAUCACCAAGAGGUGAUGUACAGGUUCUCCUGUCGCUACCCACUGCAGUACCUGGUCAGCAAUACUCAGAUGAGCGUGUCUGGGCUCAACCUGGCAGUCAGAGACAAUAAUGGGAGUUUCAUGAGCACACUGAGCAUGCGACUCUACUCGGACAACAGCUACUCCUCCGUGCUGCAGAUCCCACCAGGAGGCCUGGAGCUAAAGACCAGGAUCUUUGUAGAAGUGAAGGCGUCCAACCUCACAAACAGAUUCAACGUGCUCCUGGACCGAUGUUACGCCACAGCCUCGCCUUUCCCCAUCAACACCACAUAUCACGAUCUCUUUGUUGGGUGUAACCGGGAUGGUCAAACGAUAAUGGGAGUCAACGGAGAGCAGCAGGAAGCCCGCUUCUCCUUCGAGGCUUUCCGCUUUGUCCAAAACACAGAUGCACCUCUCUCCAUCUACUACGUACACUGUGCCAUCAGGCUGUGUGUGAACUGGUUCUGCCCCAACCUCAUUCAGAACUGCACCACCGGCACCAACUCGAGGAGGCGCCACAGCGUCAACAACAACCAGGGCACCACAGUGAGCGACAUGGCCACCAUCAGCUCAGGCCCCAUCACUACCCGCCUAGACUACGGGUAUCUGAUGGCAUCUGGAGGUGCUCAGCAGGCUCAUAUGGACAGCACGGUGCUGGCUGCUUCAGUCGUAGCAGGCAUCGUUGGAGCUGUCUGUCUGACUCUGGUGGCUUUCGUUGUUUACCAGAUGUACAACGCGAGCGUCAGUUUCAACAAGACAAUUCUGUACCCACAAGACUGACAGAGGGUCAACACAGCUUACAAAAGAAAUGUAAUAGCCUCAAACAUUUCAUUUCAUUUGGA
Molecule: messenger RNA, 1339 nt
Organism: Siniperca chuatsi (mandarin fish)
Lineage: Eukaryota; Metazoa; Chordata; Actinopteri; Centrarchiformes; Sinipercidae
Product: zona pellucida-like domain-containing protein 1
Exons: 11
Coding region: 51-1277 (408 amino acids)
Cellular component (GO): cell surface
Source: RefSeq, a predicted model, not a curated record